This is a messenger RNA of Mytilus californianus (California mussel), 1134 nucleotides long. Its product is annotated as DNA ligase 1-like. The record is from RefSeq and is a predicted model, not a curated record. The coding region runs from base 1 to 1134 and encodes 377 amino acids. Lineage: Eukaryota; Metazoa; Mollusca; Bivalvia; Mytilida; Mytilidae. The transcript is spliced from 2 exons.
AUGGGUGACAUGAAUGCAAAGAUAGGAUCAGAUAAUGUUGGAUAUGAAGAUGUGAUGGGGAAGAACGGGUAUGGUGUUAUCAAUGAGAAUGGAGAAUUAUUUCGGGAUUAUUGUCAGACUAACAACAUUGUAAUUGACUCCAGCAUAUUCAAACAUAAAGAUAUUCAUAAAUGCACAUGGACUUCACCAGACGGAAACAUCAAGAAUCAGAUUGACCACAUCACGAUUGACAAAAGGUUUAGAAGAUCUAUGGAAGAUGUAAGGUCAUAUAGAGGUGCCGAUGUUGGUAGUGAUCAUGAAUUACUGAUUUCCAGAGUUAAGCUAAAACUUUGUCGAAAGAGAGUAAAUCAGGAACAGAAGAAAAGAUAUGACACAGUUAAGCUAAAGAUACCAAAAAUUGCACACGAGUUCAAACUUGAGUUAAGGAACAGAUUUCAGGAAUUGGGAGAAACAGAAGGCAUAGAAGAACAGUGGAUAGAUAUCAAACAAGAAAUAUGUGAGGUUGGUAAGCAAACACUAGGUUUUAAAGACAGGAAACAACCAGAAUGGAUCACUGCCAAUAGUAUCCACAAAAUACAAGAACGAAAACAGAUAAAACAAAAAAUCAAUGCUACAAGAUCACAAAGACAGAAAGAAAAGCUGGAGAAAGAUUAUAAAGCAAAGAACAAGGAGGUAAAAUUUAGUACAAGAGAUGAUAAAAGGAAAUAUAUUGAUAAUAAAGCAAAAAGUGCAGAAGAUGCAACAAACAAGGGAGAGCAGAACAAGCUAUAUAUGCUGAGCAAGAAAAUUUCCAACAGUGGCAUGAGAGGAAACAGACCUGUAAAGUCAAAAAAGGGACAUGUAAUAACCAACGAGAAGGAACAAUUAGAGAGAUGGAAAGAACACUUUGAAGAGAUUUUAAACUCGAAAGAUCCACCUGUACUAGCAGAUAUUCAACCUGGAGAUGUUGUUGAUAUGAAUAUUGAACCACCAACCAUUGAAGAGAUAAUAAAGAGUAUAAGGGCACUCAGUAAUGGUAAGGCGCCAGGUAUUGACAACAUGCAAGCUGAAGCAUUGAAAGCUGAUAACUGCUGCAAAGAGCCAACAUGUGCAGCAUCACCAACACCAUUAAGACCAGGAGAUGGAGUUGGAUAG